AUGGCUGCAGAGAUAGUGAACAAUGAACAACAGGGAUCACUGGAACAGCUGAAAAUUGCGGGUCGUAAGUAUGUGGAAAGUUUGAAUAGUUCAAGCUCAAAACAGCACCAAAUAGCUGCUCAGUUGCUUACAUCUACACUUUCUAAUACUACAGAAGUUCCUGAUCAGAUAACGAAACCACUGAUUCGAUUAACAGUCUUGACAUGUUUUACUCGGCUUACAAAUCGACAUUCACAAACUUCAUUGUAUCCCGUUAUAUCAACUGUCGUGCGUGAGAAUCCAGCAACUUCUAUGAAACACCUUGCAGAAGCAUAUGCAUCAUUCUUUGAACUUCAUACAACAACUUCGAAAUGGCUAGUUGCAAAUUCAGUUCUAGCUGUUAAAUGGUUGUUUAAUCUGCACAAUUUGAUAGAUUUGAAACAUGCUAGUGUCUUCAAUAAUUAUAUGUCAGCACUACUGUCAGCAGCUUUACAUGUUUGUGCCAGUAAAAAAUUUGUAAAGAUUCAAAGUAAGAUGAAGACCAUACUUAACCAUUCCUUGCUAAAAACAGCUUUGGAAUGGAUUCGGAAUCGUUGCACAGCCCAGUUAUCUUCUGGUGUAAAUAUUCUUGCUCUUCUCAGUUUACUACCUUGCACUGAUGACCAUUUCGAUUUUUUAUUCUUUGUCAAAGUAUACACCGCAAACAUUCUUCUUACAAAACGUCGUCCAAGUGUUCAUGUUGUUAUUGCUAGUUCUAAAAUAUUCGAGCAGAUGAAUAUGGAAAUGUUCCGGGAUGAAAUCAUGAUUGCUGUUAAGAAGUCUAUGUUACGCAGUCCUGAGAUUGCGAUUUUCGGGAUAUUAUAUCUUCUAGAAUCGAUAACAAUUGAUUUGUCUUCUUUUGCAGUUGAUUUCUAUAAAAUUCUCUCUGCAUCGUUAAUUUCAUCGAUCGAUGAAGUUCGCGGUCAUACAUCAUUGUCUGUUGCAAUGAUAGCAAAGAAAAUCACCGAUUCUAAGGCUUUGAAAGAGCUGGUUGAUGGGAUAUUUGGAACUUAUUCAGGAUCUGAUGGAAGAAUUGCUACUAUCGGGCAGCGUAUCACUGUCCUGGAAACUCUGAAAUUGGUGAGCUCUCAUGGAGUAAAGGAUAAAACUGAGUGCGACAUUAUUGCUUCCAACAUUUUACAGAGAUUGAAUUCGUUAUUGAUUUCCGAAGUUCAUCAGGCUGCUUCAGAAGCUAUAUGGAAAGUGGUUUUAGCAUGGUCAAUGCAGAUUAACAAUGUGAAUGAGAAAUUGGAGCCGGUUUUCUUGACCGCGCUGAAGUCACCAAGCCGUUCAAUAUCGUUGAGAUGUAUGGUAACUCUGUUUGACAUUGGUAAUGAUGAAAAAGUGAAAUUGAGCAACGAUUUACUGAAGUCGGUUUUCGAUAUAUAUAAAACACGUUCAAAUGUUGGGGAUUUUAUAGUUUCGUCUUUGUUGCUUCUAAGUGACGAAAAAUCUCAGGAAAAUAUUCGACAGACAUUGGAAAAUGAUUUCUUUAAAGAAAAAUUUAUUACAUCGUUAAACACAUCUGAUAUCUCAUAUGCAACAAAACUGUCGUAUUGGAUGAUCAGAAAUACUGAAACCAAGAGUUGGAGUAGUAUGCGAACUGUAUUUCACAUUUUGUUCAUAAGCCUUUUCUGGCCGGAUUAUGAAGUGCGAAAAGGUGCCAGCGACAUUGUCAGAAAAUGUGUUGUCGAUAAAGGCAACAUAUUUUGUGGUGCUUUCUUAGAUUUUUUAUUUCCCUAUGUGACUUCAGGUCUUGCUCAAGAGACUUAUAAAAGAGUAGCAGUAAUACAAGAUGAAGAAAAUGGACAAGUUCUUAGUAGCAGAUUAAUAGCUGCAGCAGUACAUGAAGUUAUGAUUCCUUUCAAUGCAGCAGAGGAAAAUUUUGAUUUGGGCAUUGGUGUUCUCACAUCAGGACUUUUAAUGUCAUGUAGCUUGCAGUUAGUAGAAAGUGAUCCUUGUUGUUGGAAUCGCUGGGUGCGUUCAAUAACUAAUAUUGAACGUUUGCUUGACAAAGGCGGUGCUCUCGUAAUGAUGGAUCGCAUAUUCUGUACAAAAGAUAUGAUAAUUCAAUGCAAUGCAAUUAGAAUGUUAAUGUCAAGUGGCGGAGUGACAGAAAACAUUCGUGGUGUGAUCUGGACAUACUGCACUAACCUUUUAAAUGAAAUCGAUAUUGAACGGUAUGUUUCAAUUACGGAUCGAGAGGUUGCAAUCUAUAAUACACCCGAUGGAGUUUUGUACAAUACUGCUGUUUUGGAACUGAAUUAUGAGGAAGAAUUUGGUAUCAAAAAUGUAAAAAGGGAAAAUAAGGCUUACAAAUACAAGGAACAAUUAUUGGAAGUACAGUUGAAAAAAGAACUUGCUGAGAAAAGACGUCAAGAAGGCAAAUUAAUCCCUCAACAAGAGGAAGCGAAAAGAAAUGAAUUAAUUAUUGAAAAGGAAAUCAGAAAAAAUCUGAGUGACUUGUAUUUAAAAUGCAAGGAACGUACUGAAUCGAUUGUAGCAGCUAUCACCGGUGAUCCAGUUGGUUCAGUUAAAUAUAUUCAAUUACUGAUUUCGGUUGCUAUUCCGUUAUUGAAAUCUCCUCUUGUAUCACCUCUGGCUUACAAUAUUUUUCGUAGUUUUCGCAAUGCUGCCUUCGAACCAUCUGAAGAUUAUUUGCAUGAACUCAUAUUACAUUCAUCAGUACGCGCAUUACGCUCAACUUACAUGGACGUAGCAUGGAGCCAGGAGCCACUUACUGUUCAAGUGGAAAGAACAAUUGCACUGUUAGCAGCUCGAUGUGUGCUGAUGCCGGUUCUGUUUGACCAUGAAGAGGCUAAUAUAGAAGAGAUAUUAGAUGUUAACGAUGAAGAAGCAAUGAAUCUUAUCAAAUUCAAUGUGUCUUUUCCGUUGAUUAAUGCAGUAUUAAGAGAUGAAUCUUUUCCUUAUGCGUUGCGACUAAAUGCUAUGCGAUUACUGUCUUCUGCAUUAAAAGGCAAAUUCAUCGAAGAUAACGAAGUAAAGUAUCUUCCAUUGAAUUGGCUGUGUUCACUUUUGCUUCAUAUCUUAGCGACAGACACUUCAGAAUUGCAUCAUAUUGCAAAAAUGUUACUUCAGACUUUUUGUGAACUGUUAGAUAAAUGUCCGCGAAAAGAUUUGCAGCAAGUAGCACUACUGAAACCCAUCAUGCAGUGUUUACUGGACGAGAAUGCUCUGUUAAGGGAAUGUGCUCUCAUGGCCCUCAGUCGACCGCAUGGCCUCUACAGUGACAUGAAAUUAACUCGAGAUGAUUCACAAUUUAUGACAGUGUUUACAAGUCACAUAUUUAUCGCUCGAAACGAUCCAGUGAAAAAAUGUGUUGAUUUGGCUAAUCAAAUUUGGCAAGAUAAAAAGCUUUCCCUCACUGUGGACUUAUUUGGAAGUAUUUUGAGUAGUGUAACUUCGGAACAUACUUUCCUGAGAAAAUCUGCAUCAGCUGCUCUAGGAAAAUUAUAUGAAGAAUUUCCUGAGAUUCUGCAGCCAGCACUGGAUAAACUUGAUUUAUUAUAUUCAGAUUACCGAAAAAUUCGAUCGCCAAUUUACGAUGACAUUGGACGAGUAGUCAUGGACGCUGUAGAUCUAUCGAAAAAUCGGGCGGGUAUUGCAGAAACUUUGUUUGUCAUUGCUCCUAAACUUCCCCAUCAUCUGGUGAUGAGUUUUAUCAAAAUCAUAGUUCCCAAUGGAAUUAAUGAUUCUAGUCCAGAGUGUCGAGAACUGAUGCAAAAUGCUGCAAUUGAAGCUAUCAAAAUGCACGGAGAGAUUGAAAUGGCAUCACUUCUACCGUUUUUUGAAGAAAUGUUAAGUUCGACGCCAGACGGUAAAGACUUCGACAAUUUACGGCAAGGAUUGGUUAUUAUGUUAGGCACAUUAGCACAACAUUUAGAUCCGGCAAACGAAAAAGUGCGCGUCAUAACAUCUCGUUUAAUUGAAGCCCUCUCGACACCAUCGCAGCAAGUUCAAGAAGCGGUAUCCAAAUGCUUGCCGGCAUUAGUUCCAGCAAUUAAGGAUCGUGCAAAAGAACUUGUUUCCACAUUGUCAUGUCUCCUUAUUGAAGCUGAUUCAUACGGUGAGCGACGAGGUGCAGCAUAUGGAAUUGCUGGACUUGUUAAAGGCCUCGGAAUGUCUGCAAUGCGUGAACUAGAACUGAUAAAAUUUUUGCAAAAUUCACUGGCCAAUAAAAAAAACGCCCGUCAUCGUGAAGGUGCUCUAUUAGCUCUUGAACUUCUUUGCAGUUCGAUGGGUAAAUUGUUUGAACCUUACAUUGUACAACUUUUGCCAUCACUGUUAAUUUGUUUCGGUGAUUCCGAUGAUAGCGUUCGUCAUGCAGCAAGUGACGCAGCACAGUCUAUGAUGUCUAUGCUUUCUGCUCACGGCGUUAAACUAGUGUUGCCGUCUCUUCUAGCUGCAUUGGACGAAGACUCAUGGCGUACGAAAUGUGCUUCUGUGGAACUUCUGGGGUCAAUGGCAUUUUGUGCUCCCAAACAACUCUCAGCUUGUUUACCAAGCAUUGUUCCUAAACUUAUUGAAGUGUUAACCGACUCACACUCAAAAGUGCAGAGAUCUGGGGAAAAAGCUCUAAAACAGAUUGCUAAAGUUAUUCGCAAUCCAGAAAUUCUCAGUAUAAGCAGUCAGUUGUUAAUUGGUUUGAUUGAUCCGGCUGACAAAACAUCGUUUUGUUUACAAACAGUAGUCAAUACGAAGUUCAUACAUUACAUUGAUGCUGCUUCGCUCUCUUUGAUAAUGCCUAUUGUUCGUCGCGCAUUCACUGAUCGAUCUUCUGAAACGCGUCGUAUGGCUGCUCAAAUAAUCGCAAACAUCUAUUCUUUAGCAGAUAAUAAGGAUAUGGAACCGUAUCUUGCUGGUCUGUUACCAGGAUUACAAAAAUCAUUACUAGAUCCUAUCCCAGAAAUACGUACUGUUGCUGCAAAGGCCCUUGGUUCAAUUAUUGAAUAUUCUGUUGGAGAUACUGCAUCAAAGAUGCGUGAACAACUUAUACCCUGGCUAAAGGAAAAACUUGUUUCGAAAACAAAUGCUGUUGAUCGGUCGGGUGCUGCGCAAGGACUUGCAGAGGUUCUUAAAGCCGUGGGUGAGAACCAGUUAGCAAUGGUCAUGCCUGAUAUUAUCAAAACAACAGAAUCGAAAGAAGCGACACCAGAAAUACGCGAUGGUUAUAUAUUGAUGUAUAUUUAUCUACCUUUGGCAUUUGGAGACCAUUUUGUUCCAUAUUUGACUGAGGUCAUACCAAGCAUACUAAAAGCUCUGGCAGAUGAGAACGAAUAUGUACGAGAUAGUGCAUUGAAAGCAGGCCAGCGUCUAAUUGUGACAUAUUGUGUGCAUGCUAGACGACUUUUAUUACCACAAUUGCAAGAUGCUUUGUUUGAUAGCAAUUGGCGAAUUCGUUUUGCUGCCGUCACAUUGAUUGGUGAUUUCUUGUUUAGCAUAUCAGGUGUUAGUGGGAAAAUGACGUCGGCAACAUUAAAUGAGGAUGAUACUAUGGGUAUGGAGUCAGCCGGAAAAGCCAUUGUUCGACAACUUGGACAAGCGUGCAGGGAUCGUGUUCUCGCAGGUAUUUAUUUGUCGCGUUCAGAUAUUGCCCUCCAAGUCCGUCAAGUCGCAGGCCAUGUUUGGAAGAUAGUGGUGGCAAAUACUCCACGUACUCUUAAAGAAUUGAUGAAAACAUUAUUUGAAAUGUUACUUGGUUGUUUGGCAAGUAAUAGUGAAGAUCGACAAAUAAUGGCUGGACGUUGUCUUGGAGAACUGGUGAAAAAGAUGGGUGAGCGAAUAAUUAUCGAUGUGUUACCUGUUCUUAAUCGUGGUCUUUCAUCUGAAUCAGUUGAACAACAUGUUGGAGUUGCUACUGCUCUGCAUGAAAUUAUUGAGAAUUCUACAAGGGAUAUUGUAUUAAUGUAUUCGGCGCAAUUGGUGGAACCGAUCAAAAAAAUUAUCUGUAAUUCCAAUGUUUUAGUGCGCCAAGCAGCUGCUACGGCGUUUACAUCAUUUUAUCAGACUGUUGGCUUCUCAGCAUUUGAGGAUAUUGUAGCGCCACUUCUAGAUGCGGAUAUAAUAUCUAACGAUGACGUAUUAGAUGGUCUUUCACAAAUAAUGCGUCUGAAUGGAAGGCAGAUGCUAUCUUAUGUUUUGCCAAAGUUAACACGACCACCAAUAAAUAUAAAAGCAUUAUGUGCACUGUCAUCAGUUGCUGGUGAUUCGCUGAGCCGAAAUAUUGCCAGAAUCUUGGAUUCCAUGUUGGAUAGUUGCACCACAGAUGAAAAAAUCGAUCAAUGCUUGGAAAUGAUUCUCUCGGUAUCAGACAAGGAUGGUAUUUCAAUUAUAAUUACUACUCUUUUUCAACGAGCACAAUCUUACAGCCAUAUUCCUUCAUCAAGCUUAAUCCGUCUUUUUGCCAAAAAUACACAGUUCGAUCUCAGUAAUUAUGUGGACGAAAUUUUUCCCAGAACAUUGCUGCUUUAUAAUUCAGUCGUAAAUGAAGUGGUAGAAAAUGCAAUCGAAACAUUGAUAUACGUUUGUCAAAGUUUGGAUCAAAAACAGAUGUUAUCUGUUUUGUCGAUCUUAAAGCAAACUCUUUUAUCUUUGCAAAGAUCUGCCGGUACUUCUACCAUAGCAGGCUUUGCAUGCAGUAAGGGCAUUUCUUCUCUGCUACUAAUUAUCCGAGAAGCAAUUCUGUCGGGUGGUGCGGAACUGAAGGAGCAAGCCGCUGAAACACUUGGAACUAUUGUCUCAUUGAGUACGGCAGAUGCUCUAAAGCCUCAUGUCGUAAGUGUUACGGGUCCUCUAAUUCGUGUUCUUGGUGAUCGAUAUACGCACACUGUCAAGAUUUCUAUCCUUACAACACUUUCUCUGCUUAUGGAUAAGGUAAGUAUGCAGCUUCGUCCAUUUUUACCACAACUUCAGAGUACUUUUUUGAAAGCUUUGCAAGACACAACUACACGCAAAGUACGACUUUAUGCGGGUGGUGCAUUAUCACGCUUAAUUAGCAUUCACAUGAAACCCGAUCUGGUUGUGUUGGAACUCAUCAAAUAUUUGAACACCUCAGCAGAUUCUGCGAUCAUCGAAACGACUUUGAUUGCAUUACGAGCAAUCUUAGUUCGCGUUCAAUCGAAAGUUGUAAGUGAUGGUGUUCUGCAAGAAAGCAUGAAGGUAGCAGAAAAAUAUCAUAAAAACGACGAAUCUGUAGUUAUAGUGCAGGCUGCUUCUGCACUUCUUGGUGAACUUGCUCUGAAAAUGAAUCAAAUGUCAAAUACUGUUAAUUUAAGCGAGAUUUGUCGUUGUUAUGCCGUAAUUGUAACCUUGCAAUAUGUCUCUUGUACUGAUCCACAUAAAGUACUAGAAGUGUAUGGUAUUGAAAAACUACGAUCUGCAUUUAUCAGUGCAAUGCAAUGUGACAAACCUGAAAUUGCGUCGUCUGCUAUACGAUCUGCAACUUCCAUACUUUUGUGUCAGGGAACAAUGGAUGUGCCUCUGCUGUCAUCAAUUGUGCGUGCGACAAAUCAUCCUGCUAAUGAAGUGAAAUGUGUAGCAGCUUUGGGUAUUCACCAUAUUGCUUCAAGAAAACUCUCCAUAAAUGAGAUGAAGGUUAUUGUUCCAAUGAUGUUAAAUGGAAUAAAAGAAAAAAACAGCGCGGUUCGUGCAGCAUGUGAGCAAGCACUUAUCGCGCUCUUCAAGCUCAGGCGUGAGAAUUCUAGAUAUGAUGAUUACUUAUCUACAGUUGAAGGAGCAGCAAAAGAUGUGCUUGCUGAUGCUUACAAGGCAUUACAAAGGGUUCUAAAACAAUCAGAUCCAGGAGUAGAACCAUUAUCGGAUAUCAUAAAUGUACCAUGA
This is a messenger RNA of Brugia malayi, 7878 nucleotides long. RefSeq lists its product as uncharacterized. Bases 1 to 7878 code for a protein of 2625 amino acids. NCBI's taxonomy places the organism in Eukaryota, Metazoa, Nematoda, Chromadorea, Rhabditida, Onchocercidae. Gene Ontology annotation, biological process: regulation of translation; cellular response to amino acid starvation. Gene Ontology annotation, molecular function: protein binding; protein kinase regulator activity. The record is from RefSeq and is a predicted model, not a curated record. Gene Ontology annotation, cellular component: cytosol. The transcript is spliced from 48 exons.